UGUCCCUAGCAACAAGCGUGAAAACUGUCAACAACCGUAUCGACAUGGCUGUCAGCGUGCUCAGGCACUGUAUUCCCCGCCAAGUGCCCUAGAUUAACGUCAGUCAAAAGCACGUCUGCUAGUUAGAGCGAAUUCAAAUAGCUGAUUAGGUCUACAUUCUUUAGGACUUUUUAAUAUAUUCUUUGAGGAUUUAAAAUUUUGAUCUUACAAGAUGCCAGAAGAAAACGUGAAAGUCGCUGUCAGAGUUAGGCCUUUCAACUCAAGAGAGAAGACCAGAAAUGCUGCUCUUAUUAUUGACAUGAAUGGUCAGAGUACGGCCAUCAGGAAUCCAACCAACGGAGAGGAGAAAAAGUUUAAUUUUGACUACAGCUACUGGUCUCAUGAUGGCUUCAAGGAACAGCCAGAUGGAGCCAUAGUUCCAGAUACUUCACAGCCAAACGGGAAAAAGUUUGCUGAUCAGAAAAAAGUUUACCAAGACCUGGGAGACGGCGUUCUAAAAAAUGCAUGGGAAGGUUUCAAUUCCACCUUGUUCGCCUAUGGUCAGACCGGGUCAGGCAAAAGCUGGUCCAUUGUUGGAUAUGGGAUCAAUAAAGGUGUUGUCCCAUUGUUCUGUGAAAAUAUAUUCAAAGGAAUCGACGAGAAAAAAAAAUCUGGGGAUAAAACUGAGUUUGAAGUCACCUUUAGCAUGCUGGAGAUAUAUAACGAACAAGUCAGAGAUCUACUUGACCCAAACGGCGGAAAUAAGAGAGGUGGUCUUAGGAUAAGACAACAUCCCAAGUCUGGAUUCUAUGUUGAAGACUUGCUGGUCGUUCCUGUACAGAGUUACAAAGAUAUUGAACUGAAAAUGGAUGAAGGAACAAGAAAUAGGACAGUGGCUGCUACCAACAUGAAUGCAACCAGCAGCCGCGCCCACACAAUAGUCGGAAUCACCUUUGUGCAGAAGUUUCGAAAUGCUGCCGGAGAAGACACAACCAAGUCAGCACUCAUAAAUUUGGUCGAUUUAGCUGGAAGUGAGAGAGCUGAGAGUACUGGCGCCACAGGAGAUCGCUUGAAGGAAGGUGCUGCCAUCAACCAAUCUUUGUCAUGUCUUGGAAAUUGUAUUGCAGCCUUAGCAGACAAGUCGUCUGGAAAAUUGAGUGUCAAGGUACCUUUUCGAGAUUCUGUACUGACCAAACUGUUGAAAAAUGCUUUGGGUGGAAACAGCAAAACUAUUAUGAUUGCAGCAAUCAGCCCAGCUGACAUUAAUUAUGAAGAAUCUUUGUCAACACUUCGAUAUGCUGACAGAGCUAAACAGAUUAAGACAUCUGCUACUGUGAAUGAAGAUCCAACUGACAAACUGAUUCGGGAGCUGCAGGAAGAGAAUGAAAAGCUGAAAGCCAUGCUGGGUGGGAACAUGAAGAUGGAAGUCAUGAAGGAUGAUGAUGAGGACCUCAGUGAGGAAGAAAUUGCUAAAUUAAAAGCAGAAAUGGAAGAAGAGUACAAGUCCAGACUUUCCAAUAAUGAGAAAGAGAUGGAAGAAAUGAAAAAAAGUUUUGAAGAGAAACUGAAAGAAGCUCAACUAUUAAGUGGAGACAAUGUCCAAGCACAGAUCAAUGCUAAGAAGAAGACCACAGCACACAUGUACAAUCUCAAUACUGACCCUCUCCUGACUGGACACAUCAUCAACUUCUUUGAUACACCUGCGGAGAAAAUUGGCAAUGGCAAAGAUGAAGGCGAGACUGAACUCAUUUUAACUGGUCCUGGCAUUGCUCCUAAACAUGCCAUUGUUAGGAUGGAAGGAGAUAAGUUUACACUUGAACCAGGUGAACCUAAUGUCAGAUUGAUGCAUAAUGGUAAAGCUGUUGUAGAUAAAGUUGAGCUGCACCACAAUGACAGAGUUCUGUUUGGGACAACACAGUAUUUUGUGUUUGUGCACCCUAAAGAAAGAGAUGCCUCAAAGAAAACUUACCCAGAGGUGACAUUUGAAAUGGCGCAAGAGGAAAUAGCCAAACAUUCUGGAUUUGACAUCAGCUCCAACAAAUCUCAAGAGGAAGCACUUCUCCAGGAAGAUGUGCUUGAUCUAAUGCCUGCUAUAGACAAUGCCAACUCCAUUAGUGAAGACUUGGAUAAAAAGAUGAAGUUUGAGUUAAUGAUAGUCUCCCCUGAGGCCAGGGGUGAACUGACUGGAAGAACUGAGGUUAUGAUACGAGUAAUUAACUUGGAAACCAAACAUGAAUGGGUGUGGCCAAGGGAGAAGUUUCUCAAUAGAAAAUUUGUUAUGCAAGAAAUGUAUCAGAACUAUUUAGAUGGAGAGACGUGGGACCUACCCAAAGAGAAAGAUCCAUUUGAUGAAGAUUACUCAGCUGACUUUCAUAUUGGUAGUGUUAAAGUCUGGAUGCAAUCUUUGGCCUACAUGAUUGAAUCUAAGGUACAACUUGAUAUUACAGACUUCAGAGGUGCUAAGGUUGGACUGCUGAAUGUUGAAGUCAGUCCAUGUGAUGCUAAGGGUAAAGAAUACACAGAAAAAGAUGAUGUCUAUGUUGAAGAUCCUAAGUUGUUAUUAGAUAAACCUGUCCAUUUUCUGUUCAAGAUUGUUAGUGCCAGAGGUCUACCUACCAACUUUACAGAUGUUUAUGCCAAGUAUGUUUUUUACAAAGAAGAAAAGUUCACUACAACAGAAAUAGUGAAAAACACCAGCAACCCGGACUGGAAUCACAAGAGAGUUCUAAGCUUCCCUAAAGCUGAGGAUGAUUUGCUCAACUUCUUGAAAGAAAGUGCUGUGAUGGUUCAGAUCUGGGGAAAACAAAAACCUCCUAAAGAGAAAAAAAGUGUCAACACUAAAAUGGCCAUCCUAGCAGAUGCUAAAGCUAAAGGAGGUGUAGCAGCUGCAAAUGAUAACUUGAAGAGAUUUGAUGCAGAGAAAGUGAAGUACAUGAUGGAAGUCAGCAUGUUGAGGAAACGACAAGAAAAAAUGGAAGCUAAGUUGCGGCACAUACGACAAAUGCUGGAAGCAGCUACUGAACACAAGAAGAAGAAAAUUUCUACAGAUUUGAUUUCUAAGAUUUAUACAGCUGGCACUGAAGACCAGGCCCAGAAAUGUAUCAGUCUCAUUCCCAAGGAAAAAGAUGAUGAUGACUCAAGCUCAGACUCCGAUUCUGACAAUGAAGAUAAACCGAAAACCACAUCAAAUGGCAAGGAAAAAAAGAAAGAAGAUUCAUCUAGAAAAAAUUCAAAAAGUCCGAGUUCAGAAUCUAAAAAAUCUUCACUCUGCGUUGUUCUGUAAUCAUUUACAAUACUACAUAACUGAUUCUAGCUCUUGUAAUAUUAUUUCAAAUGAUAUGUGCUUGUACAUAAACAAUGUGUAGAUAAAUUAUUUAUUGACUGAUAACACUUUAAAUCGAACUCAGUAUCUUACCAUUUAUUGUACAUUUGUCCUUAAGUUAGUCUCUUGAAAUUUUGUUUUUCAUAUUUUUGUAUGUACAGUUGAAAGUUUUUGAUGUGAUAUGUCAUUUAUCUGUUUCUGUGGCCUACGGUUAACAAAGGUGUCAUGUGGCCAGCAUAAAGACCAAUCAUCUUUACUUUUACCCAUCUAAUGUCAGGUACCCAUUAGAGCUGGGUGGACUCAGGGGCACACAAAGAACCCAGAAAUUAAAAAUCCUAGACUUCACCAGGACAUAAGGUUCGGAAGCCAAGCGCUUUACGGCUCAGCCAGUGCUGCAUCUGACCUUUGCAUGAUCUGCACAAGUCAUUUAUAGUUUCAUAAUACAACAUGUGCUCUUUUAAGUUUAUUUUUUUAUAACACUUAUAAUUGGUGCCAAACUAAAAAUAGUACAACAGUUACUUUUAAUACUGUAACGGUUCCUUACAAAAAAAAUUUUUCUUGUACAUUUAAAACAGAUUCAGUGUCUCAUUGUGUUAAGUGCAUUACAAAUUCAGUGUCUCAUUGUAUUAGAAUUUUCUUUCUUGAUUAUUUCAAAAUGAAAGCAAUUUUUUUUUAAACUUGAUUUCAAAACUGUUCAACUUGCACUAUCAAUUUAUACUUUGAAUUUACUGUUAUAAUGAAACUACAAGUACAUGAAUUAUUCACAUGAUGUGUGCAAUAAUAUCUAUUAUUAUUUGAUACUAUAUAUUUUAUAUAUUUAAAUAACUUAAAAAUAAUAUGGUCAAGUGACCCUGCACACUUAUGUACUAGAUUGUAUAUUUUGCCAAAACUUUAUCAAUAUAGUUUCCAAUUUCAGUCUCAUUUUUUUAUUUGUGAAUAAUUUGAUGUUAUACUGCUGAUAAUCUAAUACAUUGACAAAUAUUAGAUGUAAUAAAUUGUACUUUUAAAAUGAGAAUGCAAACAAAAUUAUUUUUUUUAAAUUGUCAGCCAGCUGCUGAAAAAUUAAAAAGUGUACAUAAUUAUACUUCAUGCUAAGUUUAGACAUGUUAACAUGUCAUUGUUUUAACUAUAUGUUAUUACUUUAGCUUUGAUUUAAAAUAGAUUUUUGUUAUGUUGGCCUCAGCUGUGAUAUAAACUUGUUGAAGUACUUAUCUUUCAUUAUUUUGUCAGUUUCUUAUGUUAACAAAAACAUUUUUAAUUUGUCUUAAAUCAAAACAAAUAAAGGCCAAUUAAAAAAACAAC
Biomphalaria glabrata is the source of this 4603-nucleotide messenger RNA. Its product is annotated as kinesin-like protein KIF28P. Gene Ontology annotation, cellular component: kinesin complex; microtubule. The transcript is spliced from 25 exons. The record is from RefSeq and is a predicted model, not a curated record. Gene Ontology annotation, molecular function: ATP binding; microtubule motor activity; ATP hydrolysis activity. Bases 212 to 3262 code for a protein of 1016 amino acids. NCBI's taxonomy places the organism in Eukaryota, Metazoa, Mollusca, Gastropoda, Planorbidae. Gene Ontology annotation, biological process: cytoskeleton-dependent intracellular transport; microtubule-based movement.